AUGUCUACCCAGAAAGUCCUCAGGCUUGCUUCCAAGGGUGCUGGCUACGAAGCGAUCACAGAGGAAGCUGAACCCAUCCCCAAGGCACAUUCUCACGAAGUCGUCAUCAAAGUGCACGCGUCGACACUGAAUUACCGCGACCUGGCAAUUGCAAAUGGUUCCUACCCUUUCAAAGUCAAGGACAACUUCGUCCCUCUCUCCGACUGCGCAGGAACGAUCGCUGCUGUAGGGCCAAAUGUGACGGCCUUUGCCAAGGAAGACGUCGUGAUCGCCAAUUUUGAUGUUACAAACCAGUAUGGACCACAACAAGACUGGGAGAAUGGACUGGGAGGCCCCAUAGAUGGCGUUGCCCGGCAAUACGUUACGCUCCCGGCCAGCUGUGUCGUCAAGGUCCCCAAGGGCACGUCACUCACCUGGCCUCAGCUAGCAGCACUCGUAUGCACAGGCACGACAGCCUGGAAUGCAUUGUACGGCUGCAUCCCUCUCAAACCAGGCCAAUGGGUCCUUUUCCAAGGCACCGGAGGUGUUUCCAUGACCGGCCUUCUCCUCGCCAAAGCCGCGGGCGCGAGAACAAUCAUCACGUCGUCCUCGGAUGAGAAGCUGGAGAAAGCCAAGACCGAAUACGGCGCAGACCACGGCAUCAACUAUACUACUACUCCUGAAUGGGGCGCUGAAGCCAAGAAGCUGACUGAAGACCGCGGCGUAGACAUCAUCUUCGAGAACGGCGGCUCCGGCACAAUCGCCCAGUCCUUCGAAGCCGUCGCACGAGGCGGACAGAUUGCAGUGAUUGGCUUCCUCAAGCCCGCUUCACAAGAAGACAUGCCCGACGUGGCCACGCACGUUCUCGAUAAGGGGUGUGUGGUACGCGGCGUCAACGUCGGCUCGAAGCAGUUGACACAAGACCUGGUGAACUUUGUCACGAGCAAGGAGCUGGGCAUUCCGAUCGAGAAGAGCUUCAAGUUUGACAAGGAGCAGGUCAUUGAGGCGUAUAAAGAAUUGGAGAAGCAAGAGCAUGUGGGUAAGAUUGCCAUUGAAGUUGUGAGUUGA
Cercospora beticola is the source of this 1047-nucleotide messenger RNA. RefSeq names its product zinc-dependent alcohol dehydrogenase family protein. NCBI's taxonomy places the organism in Eukaryota, Fungi, Ascomycota, Dothideomycetes, Mycosphaerellales, Mycosphaerellaceae. Gene Ontology annotation, molecular function: oxidoreductase activity. The record is from RefSeq and is a predicted model, not a curated record.